Nanorana parkeri is the source of this 1348-nucleotide messenger RNA. RefSeq names its product cadherin like and PC-esterase domain containing 1 (gene CPED1). The transcript is spliced from 8 exons. The record is from RefSeq and is a predicted model, not a curated record. Bases 1 to 1146 code for a protein of 381 amino acids. Lineage: Eukaryota; Metazoa; Chordata; Amphibia; Anura; Dicroglossidae.
AUGAUUUAUGACACUGCCCACUAUAUGCGGACGCCCUAUCAGCUCUCAUCCAUCUGGGCCAAUCACAUCCCAGCUCGUCCUUCUUUAGCUUCAGCAGAGAGGCGACUGUCAUUACGUCCUGACGAAGGGAGCGUGCCCCGGAAACGCGUUGACACCACAGAUUGUGGUUUAAUCAUUUAUGAAAAGGAGCCUUGUGGAUUACAGUAUAUUUCCGGUGAGGUAUUAUCUGCACUUUCACAAGCAUGGCAAAGGAAGUGUGACACUGGAGAUGCCAAAGGUCAAUGGAUUGUCCCAUGCAUGAACUGCUCCGAUAACAGGACAUGUGACUGGAGGGCAAUAACUUGGCAGCCUUAUCAGUGUUAUCAUCCAGUGCUACCUAGGACUGAGCUACAGCAGUGUGCAAAGGACAGAAAGAUCCUUUUCAUUGGAGAUUCCACCAAUAGAGGUAUGAUGUAUUACCUGACAGAAAGAGUUAAUGGAACACUACAGGAGUGGCAAAAAACUCACGACAUGAAAGUAUUUGAUAACAUAAAUUAUGGCAGAACAAAUAUUAGUUAUUCUUACUAUCCACAAUUUUGGAUUGAUGUCAAACAACGUCCAACAUUUGAAGAAGCAUUAGAACAUCUCCUUGAAAGGUCCCGUCCUCUUAACAACACAAAUCACACCGUACUGGUUGUAGGAGGAGUACAAUGGCUAAAUUCAGAUCACUUGAGAAUUAUACACAAUGUAUUGGAAAGGAAAAAUCUGCCUGCUAUUUUGGUAAUCAUAAAAUCUAUAGGAAUGGGCUUUCAUCUGCCAGUACGUGGUAUUCGCUCCCUAACACCUGUGCAAGUAAAACAGCUGUCCGAAGAAAACAAACUAAUCCUAAAGACUGCUACACUUUAUGGAUAUGAAGUAGUGGAUACAUUUAGUAUCACUAUGGGACGAUAUAAGGAAUUCUUACGUGGGAAAUGUGGAUGCCACUAUCAUGAGGUUGUGAAAACCAAGAAGGAAAACAAAAUGAAGCUAUUAAAGAGUUAUACACUUGGCGGCAAAAACUUUCCUCGAGUCCCAGACAUUCCGUCAAAUCUGAAAUCCCUAUAUCAUGUUCAGGGUCCAGUAAAUCAAGUCUAUUCUGAAAUCCUUCUCAGCAGAAUAUGUGCAUGAAAAUGGAAGAUGACAAUGAAGCAUGAAGAGCACUGACAGCUCAGCCAGAUAUGUCCCACUGGGGUGGUGAGUAGUUUGGACACAACACAAGCCUUCCCAAUUGGCUGUCGACAGUCAAGUUAAGACAUGUAGAUGUUCUCUGGACUUUAUGGAUUCAAGACAUCGCCACAUAGAUAUGUAGUUUUAUACUUGAAGAUGGAAA